ACAACGAGAACUCCACGCGUAAACUAAGAUGGCAUCCUACUAAGAAAUUUGCGAUCUAUGCAGGCGUAUCAGUUUACACUGUUUAUGAAACCCAAAUUAAAAAAGUUUUAGAUAAACCCAAGAACUUAUUCCUUAUAUAUUCAUCCUCUGAGAUAGAUCUAGUAAAUGAGUAGAUCUAUCUUAUAUUUAUAGCAGAUAACCCACAGAAAUGGGACUAUGUAAAUGUCCCAAACGAAAAGUAACAAAUCUUUUCUGUUUUGAACACCGUGUUAAUGUCUGUGAACACUGUCUAGUGGCGAAUCAUGCCAAGUGCAUUGUAAAAUCUUACCUCCAAUGGCUACAAGAUAGUGAUUACAGUCCCCUGUGUACAUUAUGCCAACAAAAUCUUUCUGAUGAAGAGUAUGGAGAAUGUGUCAGGUUAACUUGUUAUGAUGUGUUCCACUGGAGUUGUUUGAAUGAAUAUGCUCAAAGGUUUCCAGCGCAGACGGCACCUGCAGGAUAUACCUGCCCAUCGUGCAGUGCCUGUAUAUUCCCACAGUCUAAUAUGGUGUCCCCUGUAGCUGAUGCUGUACGUGUCCUGCUACAGCAGGUCAACUGGGCAAGGGCUGGACUUGGUUUACCAUUGAUGGAAGAAAGCAAAGCUCCACCAGCACCUCCCCAGCCGGCUGUCUCUAAAGCAACCCUCACCAAUGGUGCCGUGCCUAACAGUUCAAACUACAGCCACCUGAGGUCUGACCCAAAUCUUGGUUACGCUCCAGGACUUGGAGCGUCUCCCAUGCCACCCAAUGCCACAGCCAGCAGCAGCAGUGGUAGCCUGGCUUCAAGACCUAGCGCACAAGUGGCGCCAUAUUCUUCCUCUCCUACAGGAGUCCUGGCCCAGCACAGCUUGAUCACUGUAGAUGAAGGGACAAGUGCAAGAGGGCAACAAGGAUUGUUCUCUAAUCCCAGAAAAUUGUUUGACACAACAAAAGAAGAUGACCUGUUCAGUGAUGUUGGAAGGUCACAUGACCAUGAUGAAGACAAAUACAAAAGAAGACCAGCAUUACAGUGGUUGGCUUGGUGGUUUAAAUCUAUGGAUGGGAACAAAAGGAAAGAUCCCCAUGCUGUGAAGAAAAGAUUUGCUGUCAUUCUGCUGAUUGGCAUCAUAGGGUUCAUCACUGUCAUCAUCAUCUUCUCCAAGCUGGGGCGGCAAGCUACAGAGGACGACCCAUUCUUUGACCCCCUACAAAACCCAAACAUUAAAGUUGAAGCCAAUCCCCUACAGUAGCACAUAAGCUCUUGUUAAUGUUUCUAACAUUUCUUGUACAAAGCGGUAUCAACACAUGCUACUAGAGAAUAUAUAUGUAUAUUAAUAAUUUAUUGUACAUAUGAUUUUAUCAUUACUAACAUAAGGGGGCAUUACCCUUUCAUCUAGCUAACUUGCCACUAGGUUGUUUUUUUUAAUUAACAGAAAACAUGGACCAAUCAGAAAAAAUCUAAUGAAAUUAGUAAACAUUAUUCUACAUUCAUGUUGACAUGCACUUGCAAACUUUUAAGUUUGAGCAAAGUGCACACCUUCCUGUCUGGCUUUUCCAUCAAAAUAGUGAAAUGUGGUAGGCCAAGUGCUGUUAUAAUGACACACGUGUAAUCUACUGCUGUUUGCUGGCUGGUAGAAAACUGGGGACUAACUUAAAUAACUUUUACUUUCUAUUAUUCUUUAUUAUUGAGAGCUCAUCAGAUUUCAAACAGAAUGCUUUAUCAACGAUUUUAAGUCUAGAAUGUUUGCAUUGAAAAAUUUUCACGUCUAAUUUCUUUUUGAACUUUGAAUUUUCCAACUUCUCUCUUCACUUUUUCAUUGUAAAAUAUCUAAGUUAUAUAACACAAUCAUAAGCAACUGUCAUAAAUAGCAUGGGAAUGUGUGAUGGUUAAUGCAAGUGAAAUAUUUUUAUUGAAAAAAAAUCAUGUGAUGGCAAAGUCAAUCUGAAGAAUAUUCAUGCUUACUAAUGCUCUUUUACUGUCCUAACAUUGUGAUAUUUUGUUUCUUUGAAAGAGUUACAUUUUUAUAUCAGUCCAUUGUCAGAUUGGCAAAUUAUUGUAUCUGAAAGAAUGUGUGUGAGAAUGUAAAUUUUCAUCAGGUGUUUGUUCAGUUUGUAUAAAGCAGUGGGUUUCAUUUGGUUGGUUAUAACAUCUAGAACAUGGAUACUUGAACCAUUUUAUAAUUACAUUCCAGUUCAAAAGAAGAAAAAAAAAUAAUUCAAAUUGUUUCAGUUUUAGAAAAAAUUCUGUCCAUUGGUAACUCUUCAGAGCUAACUUAUUUCUGUAGUUGCUUCCCCUGAUACAUUUUUUUUUAUUUAGUUGCCGUUUUUUAGUCCACAAGAAGAAGCAGUACACUGGAUAACAACUGAUAAAUUUUUAAUGUUGAAAUUAAAUAAUCUAAGACACUUGCAGUUGUGGAAGUUUUUUUAUUUCGCUUUAAGACACCUAUUUUUCUUUAAGCAGUACAUUUCCAAAAUAGAAAAUUUAAUCUUUCCAAAUUGAGUGGAAAUCCUUCAAUCAAUAAAAUAGUUACAUGUCCUGGUCAGGAAGUGUGUCUUAUAAACAGGUGUCUUAUUUCAGUGUUGGUGUAUUUCACUGUUUUGUCUCGUUGCUUGACAUGAUGGGCACUCAUACAAAAAAAGAUGUAAAUCUACACUGUUACCAUUUUUAGUGUCUGACUGCCCUACUAUAUCAGUACUGUAAGAUGGUACGUUUGUUUGAGAUGGCCAAUAUACUUAGUGUAGCAGUUUGGUCUUUAUUUUGUUGUCUUUGAGUUUGUAUGGGGCUAUUUGUAUCAAGCUUUAGAAAGCACGGGUCAUCAGCUUAUCAUAUGUUUGGAGCUGUUCCCCAGAAUGUGAUGGUUCUAGUAGGCUGCUGAUGGGGCAUGAGCCUCACUCCUUAAAGGUGUGGGCCAUUCUCUCCAGCUUUCUCCUUGUGUGACCAGUGUCGCCUCUUGUUCUUUUUCAACUGUUUCCACUCUCCUUUACUAAAGAAUAGGUUGAUUCUGAUGUCAGUUUUAAUGUCUGUAAAACAGCAUUGAUGGGUUGCAGUAGUUUGAUUUUAAUGUCAGGUUUUAAUGUCUGUUAAACCUAGCAUGGGUUGCAGUAGUUUGAUUCUGAUGUCAGGUUUAAAUGUCUGUAAAACCUAGCAUUGAUGGGUUGCAGUAAUUUGAUUCUGAUGUCAGGUUUUAAUGUCUGUAAAACUUAGCAUUGCUGGGUUGCAGUAGUUUGAUUCUGAUGUCAGGUUUUAAUGUCUGUAAAACCUAGCAUUGAUGGGUUGCAGUAGUUUGAUUCUGAUGUCAGGUUUUAAUGUCUGUAAAACCUAGCAUUGAUGGGUUGCAGUAGUUUGAUUCUGAUGUCAGGUUUUAAUGUCUGUAAAACCUAGCAUUGAUGGGUUGCAGUAGUUUGAUUCUGAUGUCAGGUUUUAAUGUCUGUAAAACCUAGCAUUGAUGGGUUGCAGUAGUUUGAUUCUAAUGUCAGGUUUUAAUGUCUGUAAAACCUAGCAUUGAUGGGUUGCAGUAGUUUGAUUCUGAUGUCAGGUUUUAAUGUCUGUAAAACCUAGCAUUGAUGGGUUGCAGUAGUUUGAUUCAGAUGUCAGGUUUAAAUGUCUGUUAAACCUAGCUUGUGUUGCAGUAGUUUGAUUCUGAUGUCAGGCUUUAAUGUCUGUUAAACCUAGCAUUGAUGGGUUGCGGUAGUUUGAUUCUGAUGUCAGGUUUAAAGUUAGAGUUAGCAGCUUGACCUAAGUGUUAGCAGCUUGACCUAGCUAACUUGCUAAUGUGUGUGCUGCUCAUUUGUUAACCAAAUGUGCCGUAAUUGCCGUGCUGACUUCAGCAUGAUUAACCAUGCAAUCAAAUAGAUUCGACAGACCCAGGCAAACUAUUGAUUGGUGUGAUGGUGGAUGAUGUGUCUAUUAAUGCUGGGACUGUGUACUACACACAAUGCUGAACAAAUCGUGUAUGUAGAUGUGCUAGUGACACCUGUCUACAUCAUUGAUCAGUCAGGAACAAUA
Messenger RNA from Physella acuta, 4023 nucleotides. Its product is annotated as zinc finger protein-like 1. Gene Ontology annotation, cellular component: Golgi apparatus. NCBI's taxonomy places the organism in Eukaryota, Metazoa, Mollusca, Gastropoda, Physidae. The record is from RefSeq and is a predicted model, not a curated record.